This is a messenger RNA of Colletotrichum acutatum, 1575 nucleotides long. RefSeq lists its product as uncharacterized. Lineage: Eukaryota; Fungi; Ascomycota; Sordariomycetes; Glomerellales; Glomerellaceae. The record is from RefSeq and is a predicted model, not a curated record. The transcript is spliced from 2 exons. The coding region runs from base 225 to 1394 and encodes 389 amino acids.
CAUGAAUCCUUCGAAAUGAGACCUUUAAAACUGAUUGCAGCCCUCUCGUAUGACUUCUCUGUUUCUUUCAAUCUCAGUGAUCACCUGUCACAGAAAGCAACUGCAAUCAAUAAUUACAUCCUACUGGUAUCCAGUCUCUGCCGCCAGCGAAGAAGCACACACACUUACGAACUCUGUCUCGCUCCGGAUCCUGAGUCAAAUUGUUGAGGUCUUCCUUUCAGGAAAUGGCAUCAUUGCUUACUCUACCGCUGGAGAUCUUGCAACAGAUCUUAGCCGAACUCGCCGACAACCAACCAGAACCACCCAGCUUGGAGUACACUGUCCCUCUCUUCAGUUCCAAUACAACCUCGGCUAUACUCUGCCAGACAUGCCGCAGUCUCCGUGAGAUUGCUGAGCCAGUCCUUCAUCGACACAUUUACAUGCGAAGUGCGAGUGUGAAGAGGUUCAUAUCACUAUUCAGGUGCUGGAAAGCGCGGCCUCACUGCGCUCAGUACACUCGAAGACUCACAAUCGAGGCAAGAUCACGACGCCAUGAAGGGUUUGCCUGGCGUGCAACAACGCGUCUGAUUGAUCUUGAAGAUGCCGAUUUCGUUUCUAGCAUCAUCCGAGAUGUAGGCCUAAAGAUACGAUCCGAUUGGUUCGAGCAUGACUGGAACAUCAACGUCUUGGUGGAAGUAGCCAUGUUGCUGGCACAGAACGCCGAAUCCGUGGAGUUGUUGUUCCAAGACCAACGCGGCGUCUAUCGACAACCCUUUGACAUGAUUCCUCCGGACAAGGCAACGAAGCCCAUCCUCUUCAAUAAUCUUCGACACCUGCACCUGAUGCAACCAGGCCCUAGUUCUAUGGACGAAUUCAAGUCUAUUUUGGACUGCACACCAAACCUUCAACGACUUCGGCUUGAUUUUUGCGGCAACCCCAUGUCCGUCUUCACCCUUCCGCCCAAUCUCACCAGUCUCAUUCUACGGCGUACCAAUCUCGGCGCACGGCAAUUUCAAUCAAUGACCUCAAAUUUCACCAUACUACGCCAUCUGGAGCUUGAUUUAGACGGCUCCUCACGAGAAAAGUCUAUCUUGGAGGCCAUUGCAAAGCAUUGUAGCACUUUGACGAGUCUCAUAUUGAUAUCUGGCAAAGCUCUGCCCUUUGCAAAGCUGAAGAAUCUCCACAAACUCAAAUCUCUUACCACAAGCAUCGAGACUGUCCAGCCCGAGGACUUGUUAGGCUCGGUUCCAUUUUCUUUGCGUGACUUAUGCAUUUUGGAAGAAACGAAUGGCGGGACUAUGCAUCGACCUGAGGCGUGGUUCAAAGACUUCAACGCUGACUUGGACGCACGAUCGGGAACCCUACCUCAGAACAUGGUCAUCCAUAAAAGGAUUAUGUUCUUUGGCAGAAGAUGAGCGAGUGAAGUCAGUGACAAUGCCACUACAGUCCCGGCGACUUCUGCUCGCCGCAGUACGUAGUAAUUCGCCAAUUCUAAGCAUAUGAUGUUUGACUCGUAGACGGAAUCAGAGAAAAGAUAUUCAGAUGUGUGUAAAGUAAAUACAUGUACAUUGAAGAAGCAUGGUAAGAAUACGAGCG